This is a messenger RNA of Hippocampus comes (tiger tail seahorse), 4275 nucleotides long. RefSeq names its product solute carrier family 45 member 4-like. The transcript has 15 exons. NCBI's taxonomy places the organism in Eukaryota, Metazoa, Chordata, Actinopteri, Syngnathiformes, Syngnathidae. Gene Ontology annotation, molecular function: sucrose:proton symporter activity. Bases 1030 to 3477 code for a protein of 815 amino acids. The record is from RefSeq and is a predicted model, not a curated record. Gene Ontology annotation, cellular component: membrane.
GUUUGUGUUCCUCCACCAGCAGGCAGUAGGCCCCGCCCUGUUUUAUGCAAAGCACCCAUGACGUCGACGGAAGGCAGCGCGACGUAUGCUUCUUCCGACGUUACUUUAAAGGCGCUUUUGAGACCUCGCCGUUGCAGUCCUGAGUCGCGGCCGGUCGGAACCUUCGUGACCGAAGUGCGUAGCAGUGGAGCUCGGCCGACUCACGGACACCACGGCGGAGACGGCGGCUUGACACGACCCGGCGUGGUCCACGACGGCAGCUUGCAUGAAACGACAUUUAUGAAGCUUUCAAACCCUUUUUGAUUCAUCAGUCAAUCGAUGGGGAUUUCACGAGGAGCUCCGCCCAUUGCCUGCCCACCCACCUCCACCUGCGACCUCCCCUCCAGCCCCACCCACUCCCUGCAGCCCUCCAUACACAAAAUGACUCUGGAAUUCACUGAAUGGUUUUCUAUAUGGAUUUUUACCCCCUGUAAUAGACAAAAACAAAAGUAAGGCGAGAGCGGGAAACGACCUCGAUGACCCAUAAGCCAUAAACGCGUGACACACACACACAUACACACACACGCACACACACACAUGCACACACAUGCACUCCAGCCACGCACAGAUCACAUACAUACAAAAGAAAAUUGCACAAACUUUGAAUGUUAAGCGCUCUCUUUUUUGUGAAAAUUCAGUUGCUUCCUAUUUUUGUUGAGGGGAUUUUCAGCAAAUUGUGGUCAAGCUGAUUUUGUCAGGGUAUUUUUCUUUCGGUGAAAACCACCAAGCGGUGAGGAAAGUGUUAGGAAUGCCACACUGCCCUGACAUUUUUAUAUGAAUUUCCUUGAAUGCACUCCAAGGUGCAUCCAAUAGAGAUUCAUUUGAAACAGAUUGCAGCCUUUGUAAUCACAGCACUUUAAGAGUUUUCUUUGUCAGGUGUUCAUCUAAUAGCUGUAAGGAGAUUAUUAACAAGGAUUGUCAGUUUAAAAGUGAGUUGGAGUGGGACCUUUUUCGGAUCAGGAUUUGUCCCGCCACCACCCCGAAGCUUGCAUGCCCCCGCCCGACAUGCCUCCCCAGAGCACGGGCACUGAUGCCAUGCAGGUGGGAUCAUUGGUGGCCGGCGCGGAGACCCAAAGUCCCACGGACGAAGGCAAGGGCGGAGACACGGAUGGAUCGGCGGGAGCGGCGAGCCGCCCCGGCACCGGCGGCGGCGGCGAGGAGUUGGCGAGCGAGGGCUCCAUCGAGGGCAUCCCCCUGAAGAGAUGGGUGAUGCACGGCGCCGUCAUGUUCGGCCGGGAGUUCUGCUAUGCCAUGGAGACGGCACUUGUGACGCCCGUGCUGCUGCAAAUUGGACUUUCUCUGGGCGACGUUCCGGGGAGACAGCCCAUAGGAAUUGUUCUCACCGUGCUGGGAGUGGUGGUGUUGGACUUCUGCGCCGACGCAACAGAGGGACCGAUCCGAGCGUACCUUUUAGACGUGGCCGACACCGAAGACCAAGACAUGGCACUCAACAUCCACGCCGCCUCGGCAGGUCUUGGCGGCGCUGUGGGCUAUGCUCUGGGCGGUCUCAACUGGACCCACACCUUCCUGGGAGCCAUCUUUAAGUCUCAGGAGCAGAUCCUGUUCUUCUUCGCCUCCCUCCUCUUCUCUGUGUCUGUGGUGCUGCAUCUGCUCAGCAUUGAUGAGCAGCCCUACAUCCCUCUACAUGACCGGCUGGACCGGGAGAGUCCAGUGCCAAGUCACCCACAUCCUUCAUCCAACGGUCGAGCUGGACUUCUCACUCCGAGACUGGAAAUGAUUGGCGAGGACGAAACGAUGGACAGCUUUGACCUUUACGACACCUACUGGGACGAUCUGUCCGCACCCGGGGAUAUGGACGUGAACUUCCUGGAUGUGGAGCUUGUGAGGAGUAAAAGCGACAGCGUCCUCGCCAUGACGGACGCCACCUUGGAGCACAUGGACCCCGACGCCUUGUUCCUUUGCCACAUCGAGCCAUCCAUCUUCGCUGACCGCCUCUCGCCCUAUCACGGCUCUCCCCCUUCCGCCGCGCACCCCCUGCACGCCAGCCGUAGCACGCCGCCUUGUCGGCUCGCCAGCGUGCGGCCCAGCAGCAACGCAGGCAGUCAGGAUCUGCCGCGCCCCCAAAGCGGCAGCCACUCCCCAAAUCAGCAUGGCAGUCCCACCAAGAUAUGCCGCCUCUCGGCAUUCUUACAGGAGAUGGAGAAUGACGAGGGCCAGGAGGUGUUGCUCAACAACCAGCUGAAAGAGCAGUGCACCCUGAACGGACGCCUGUUGGCAGGCGUCGGUGCGAAAAACACAGCCAACGGGUUGAGCGCCAAAGGACAGGUGCAUCGGGCCGGAAUGGUCAAAGCAGCCAGUACUGGCGCUCCCGUGCGGCUUUCACGCCACCAUCACACCUUCUACCGUCAGCCAUCUUGCACCUUUUCCUACUACGGCCGUGUGGGCAGCCACCGCUACCGCUACCGGCGGGCCAACGCCGCCUUUCUCAUCAAACCUUCGCGCAGCAUGAACGACCUGCACGAGGUGGAGGCGCGACAUCGGCGUCGGAGCCGCCGGCGCGACCGCCGCCGCAGCGGCAACACCAACUCGUCCAACGGCGACGCCGAGAGCGAGGAAGGCGAGGUGGAGACCACCGUGCAGCUGCUGUGGCUUUCCAUGCUGAAGAUGCCGCCCGAGUUGCUGCGCCUGUGCGCCUGUCACCUGUUCACCUGGUUUUCCAUCAUUUCCGAAGCCGUUUUCUUCACUGACUUCAUGGGACAAGUUAUCUACCACGGAGAUCCCAUUGCUCCUGCUAACUCCACUGAUUUGACGAACUAUCACAGAGGCGUUCAGAUGGGAUGUUGGGGUCUCGUUAUAUACGCCAUGACCGCCGCGACAUGCUCAGCUCUUCUUCAAAAGUACCUUGACAACUUUGACUUGAGCAUCAAGGUCAUCUACAUCUUGGGAACGCUCGGAUUCUCCAUCGGAACUGCCAUUAUGGCCAUUUUCCCCAAUGUGUAUGUUGCCAUGGUGAUGAUCAGCAGCAUGGGCUUCAUCUCCAUGAGUAUCUCUUAUUGUCCCUAUGCCCUGCUGGGACAGUACCACGAAAUGAAACAGUACACCAGUCACAGUCCCGGUAGUUCCCGUAGAGGAUUUGGCAUCGACUGCGCCAUCUUGUCCUGCCAAGUGUACAUCAGCCAAAUCCUGGUGGCCUCGGCUUUGGGUUCCAUCGUGGAAGUGGUCGGCAGUGUACGCGUCAUUCCCGUCGUGGCCUCCGGGGGCUCUCUGUUGGGAUUCCUCACUGCUUGCUUCCUGGUCAUUUAUCCCUCAAAUAGCGGGGAGGCGGGGUCGUCCAAAACUUCGGAAAAGCAGGCGCUGGCCGAUCCAAGUGAAAAAGCGAAGGAAAAAAACAGCUUCUUGAAACUCAAUAAGACAGGCAACACCACCAUCACUGUCACCGCCACUUCCUGUCACAUGGAGAAUGAAUCAGCACUGUGAUUGGCCACGAGUAAAAAAAGGUGCAAUCAUCAAUAUCAUAAUAAUAAUAAUAAUCCUUCCGUUCUGGGAUUGCUCCGUCCCAAUUCCAAUGGGAGUGCUCGGCAGGUUAAAAAAAAAAAAAAAAAAGAAGAAGAAAAGGGGGUUGGUCUGCCUCUCAGGGCCUCUACGGGUUGAUGCCUGGACAGACAACCUCACGGGGACUGAUCACACACACACACACCAACGUUACCGACCACCUCGAAGCUGCAAUCGUUGAUAACAAGAACAAAAAAAAAGUGCUUCUUCCUCAUUGUGGACAGAAAUGUUUUGUUCAGAUGAAGCUUUAAGACUCUUUAUGAACUUUCAUACUUGAAAACAAGAGCCCGAAGCCUACUUGUGGGUCAAAAACAAAACAAAAGAAUAGGAAUGAGAAUACAGUAAUAAGAAAACAGGGACUGCAAAGGGUGUCCAAAUCUUGUCAUUCCACGACAACAGAAGGCCAACGUGGAGCAUGAGCUGACGGUAUCAUAAGAUAUCCUGAAUUAACACCCAGAGGGUAAAUUCAGGAUACAAUUCAGAAUGAAAUUCCACAAUAGAGAGCGCCUUCACGCACACACACAUGAAAAAAUACACACACAAUGUACGGGGCAUUAUUAUCCCAAAUGCACGACCUCUUGAUAAUUGGAAAAAAUGCUGCAUGUUAGCGGACCAGAGUGUUUUUCCUCUCUUUCCUGCUUCUUCUUGUUAGCUUUUAUGAAAUGCAAGUGGCACGAUGGCUCUUACUCAUACUUAACUGCACAUCAGCUGAGCUGUCAGCAU